Filobasidium floriforme is the source of this 2158-nucleotide messenger RNA. RefSeq lists its product as uncharacterized. NCBI's taxonomy places the organism in Eukaryota, Fungi, Basidiomycota, Tremellomycetes, Filobasidiales, Filobasidiaceae. Gene Ontology annotation, cellular component: cytosol. The transcript has 11 exons. Gene Ontology annotation, molecular function: FMN binding; flavin adenine dinucleotide binding; oxidoreductase activity. Bases 218 to 2149 code for a protein of 643 amino acids. The record is from RefSeq and is a predicted model, not a curated record.
AAAGUGGAGGUCGAUCGUCAGAUCGCCCGAGGCGUCUCUCACCUGAGUUGGCCAAAAUGUCACAGGGUUCCCUUCAUCACCCUUCUCACAAGAGGCCUUACCAUUAUCGAACAUCGAUAACUUGGUGACAAUCGGAACUGGAUAUAUACGAACGCUGGCCUGCUCGUUACUCGUCGGGAAACAGGUCAGGUCCACGGGCGACGAGACACCACCGAAGAUGCACACAGACCUUGCCGAACAUAGCGAUGAGGACGGACUGAACCCAGAGAAAGUGCUCGUCCUCUUCGCCUCAGAGACCGGAAAUGCUCAGGACACCGCAGAACGGGUCGGCAGGGAGAUCAGAAGGCGAAGAGGUCGGUGUACGGUACAAAGCAUGGAGGACUUUGACAUCUCCGAACUUCCUCAUGUCCCUCUAUUGAUCCUUAUCACUUCGACGCAUGGACGAGGUCAUCCACCUCCGGCUAUGAUUCCGUUAUGGACUGCACUGCUUCGAAGCGGCCUUCCCGAUCAUAUCCUGGAAGAUGUCAAUUUUGCUCUCUAUGGCCUGGGAGACUCUUCAUAUGAGAAAUUCUGCUACGCCGGCAAGAUCCUUGCUAGACGGAUGCUGAGCCUCGGAGCACGAUUGCUAGGCAGUGAUGACGAAGAUGAGGAGGAUAAACCGUCAUCUGACGCCAUUGUCGAAGAGAUGCGUCAAAUGGAUGUCAACGGUACUGCAGAAGACGAGGAGAAGCAACAUGACUGCCUGGCAUGGGGAGACGAGAGAGCGCCGGAUGGUCUCGAAGAGACCUUCCUACCCUGGUUGGCUCGGACAAUGGACAUCAUCUUGCCCUUCUUACCACCUCCAUCCCCGGCUUUCGUUGAAUACUCAAGAACAGACCUUCCGCCACCAUUAUAUGCUAUCCGGUUCAUCGACCAGGAAGCUGAAAGCUCAACUGCGACAGCGCAGCUAGAAGGCGAAGUGGAUGCUUUGGAACCCGGUUGGGAAUGGGCCACUCUGAAGCGGAACUUCAGGGCAACAGGGGGAAAUUGGUGGCAAGAUGUGAGGGAGAUAGACUUGACAUUGGAAUCGAAAACAGAUUAUGCACCCGGGUCGAUUUGCUCACUGAGGCCGAAAACAUCAGCAGAAGAGGUGGACACUUUUCUCAAAUUAAACAAGCUCGAGGGUGAAGCAGAUCGGCCCAUGAUCAUCGAUAACCUGAAUCACGACCAACCGCUGCCACGCCAUCUCCCCCGACAGACAGUCACAACUCUCAGAAGGGUAUUGCAGCGUCACCUAGAUCUGCGAGCCCCUCCCAGAAAAUCCUUCUUUGAAUGGCUUCGAAGAUUCAGCACAGAAGAACUGGAGGUAGAUCGCUUAGACGAAUUCAUUGCUGAUCCAGAUGAAAUCCAUGAGUAUGCGACUCGAUCAAGGAGAAGCGUCCUAGAAACAAUGGCAGAGUUUCGAAACACCAAAAUACCUCUUAGUCAUGUAUUGGAAGUCCUAGCACCUCUGCGGCGUAGGCAGUUUUCGAUAGCUUCUAGCUCAAAGGCACAUCCUGGAGAAAUCCAGCUGCUCGUAGCAUUAGUGGAUUACAAAACGAAUCUGAAAGUCAGAAGACGAGGACUGCUGUCUUCUUGGUUGCGAGACCUGAAGCUGGACUCACGGGUGCCCCUACGGAUAGAACCGCCGACUCUUUUCUUGCCAGAAGCACGAAAUACGCCGGCAAUCCUGGUCGGCCCUGGUACCGGUGUCGCACCGAUGCGAGCUUUUGUAGAGGAGCGCAUCGCAAAUGGCGAGGCAAAAGAGACCGCUCUGUAUUUCGGAUGCCGAAGUAAGGACCAGGACAUGUAUUUUGCUCAGGAGAUGGAGACGUGGAGAAAGCAUGGCGUACACGUGCGGGUUGCCUGCUCUCGAGAUCAGGAGGAGAAGAUCUACGUUCAAACUUUGAUCAAAGAGGAUGCGGCCCUGAUCAAGGAUUGGAUCGUCAGACGUAAGGGCAACGUGUAUAUUUCAGGGUCGUCAAAUGCCAUGCCCAAGGCGGUUAGGAAAGCGAUCGCCGAAACGAUACAAGAUAUGCAAGAACUGGGCAUCACUUGCUUGGAAGACGCACAGCGCUACGUCGAGGAUAUGUUCGAAAGCGGCAAGCGAGGCGGGGAAGAAAGUUGGUGACGUGGAUGU